Brienomyrus brachyistius is the source of this 3187-nucleotide messenger RNA. RefSeq names its product solute carrier family 25 member 25a (gene slc25a25a). Gene Ontology annotation, molecular function: calcium ion binding; ATP transmembrane transporter activity. The coding region runs from base 100 to 1500 and encodes 466 amino acids. Lineage: Eukaryota; Metazoa; Chordata; Actinopteri; Osteoglossiformes; Mormyridae. Gene Ontology annotation, biological process: transmembrane transport. Gene Ontology annotation, cellular component: mitochondrial inner membrane. The transcript has 9 exons. The record is from RefSeq and is a predicted model, not a curated record.
UGCCGGUAUUUUAAAUACGCCUUCGGAGUGCGUGGGUCAGGAUUUUGAGGACUAUUUAUUGAUUAAUUUAUUUAUUAUUUGAUAUUCGCUGCUUACAUUAUGCUGUGCCUGUGCCUUUAUGUGCCCGUUUCCGACUCGGAUCAGAUUGAAUUUGAAUACUUCGAGUCGAACGGAUUACCUUCGGAGCUGAAAUCUCUCUUCAAAUUAAGCCUGUUUCUGCCCUCUCAGGACUUUUCUACCUAUCAAAAGUGGCGGAAGAAAACCGAGAAAGCUGGUGAUAUUGAUGUACAGCUGGACUUUGAAGAACUUGUUCAGUACCUUAGAGACCAUGAGAAGGAGCUCAAGCUCGUCUUGAAGAGUCUGGACAAGAAAAGCCAUGGUCGCAUUGGCUCCCAGGAGGUCAUGCAGUCUCUCCAGGACCUCGGAGUGCGUGUUUCCCAGCAGCAGGCCGAAAAGAUACUGAAGAGCAUGGACAAGAACGGCACGAUGACGAUCGACUGGAAUGAAUGGAGGAGCUCCUCCGUGCAGGCUGUGGACAACGUGCCUGAGAUCAUCCUCUACUGGAAACACUCCACGAUAUUCGACAUUGGCGAGAACCUGAUGGUGCCAGAUGAGUUCACAGUAGAGGAAAGGAUGAUGGGGGUGUGGUGGCGCCAUCUGGUGGCUGGGGGCGGAGCUGGUGCGGUCUCUCGAACCUGCACCGCCCCCCUCGACCGUCUCAAAGUCCUCAUGCAGGUCCAUGGAUGCCGGAGCAACAACCUGUGCAUCGUAGGGGGGCUGACUCAGAUGGUCCGAGAAGGGGGGAUGCGGUCUCUGUGGCGUGGCAAUGGCGUCAAUGUCCUCAAGAUCGCGCCCGAGUCGGCCAUCAAGUUCAUGGCUUAUGAGCAGAUCAAACGCUUGAUAGGGAGCAACCAGGAGUCGAUAGGGAUCUCAGAGCGGUUUGUCGCUGGUUCUCUGGCUGGUGUCAUUGCCCAGAGCAGCAUCUACCCCAUGGAGGUCCUGAAGACCCGGCUAGCCCUCAGAAAGACCGGCCAGUACUCGGGCAUCAGCGACUGCGCCAAGCACAUCUUCCGGAAGGAGGGUGUGGCCGCGUUUUACAAGGGCUACGUCCCUAACAUGCUGGGCAUCAUUCCCUACGCUGGCAUCGACCUGGCCGUGUACGAGACCCUAAAGAACUCCUGGCUACAGCAGUAUGCCAAAGACAGCUCAGACCCCGGCGUCGUCGUCCUGCUCGCUUGCGGAACCAUCUCGAGCACAUGUGGCCAACUGGCCAGCUACCCCUUGGCGCUGGUCCGGACGCGCAUGCAGGCACAAGCCACGUCGGACAGCAGCCCCCGCAUGACCAUGACCGGCCUCUUCAGGCACAUCCUCAGCACUGAGGGCCCCACUGGCCUCUACAGAGGCCUGACCCCCAACUUCAUGAAGGUCAUUCCCGCCGUCAGCAUCAGCUACGUGGUCUAUGAGCACCUGAAGGCGACCCUCGGCGUACAGUCGCGGUGAGGAGGCUGGCGCCACCUGCUGGACACUGGCGGUGAAGGCUGCUGGAAGGACUGAGGAAUCCUGGGAGGGCCUGGGGUUUGUGUAGACACUUCAUUCUAUGAAUGCCUGAAAGAGAAGGGAGAUGCAGCUCAACGCUAAAAAGACUGAAAGUUGCCGAUGAUGUGACCUCAGGGGCUGUGAGCAGAGGGACAAGGCUUCCGGUCUGUCUGCCGGUGUUCUUGUGGUAGUUUAACUGCUCACUGGUUUGGGGUGGUGCCUCAUUUUAAGAGCUGCAGCUGUCAUCAUUUUUGACAGGAUAAUUAAUAAGCUUCUAACAGGCAGUUAUUGAGACAUUUCUGCCUUUUUCAUAAAAGUGAGCAAAUGCUGACUUAAACUGGGACCACAUUAGUAUCUGUUAGCUUCUGCGCAGGGCUCGGCUUCUGUGGCUAAAACUGACGUACAAAGCUCUGUUUAGUUUUCCCGUGUGUGUGUGUGUGUGUGUGUGUGUUCUAUGAUUGUCUUUCUCCUUUUUGUUUUAAUCUUUCAUCGCUUAAGAUUUAUUUAUUGUUUCCCUCUAAGGGAGAAUAAGUUAAUUCAGUCGUUGUAGAAUUAAACCAGUCUCUCAAUCGUUUACAAGGGUGUUUAUCGUGAGUGCUUCUGGCUUUAAUAACUCUGAGUAGUCAGUGACUGAAUGUACAACCAAGUCUGAGAAGGUGUGUUUUGUUUUAGUUUUCCCUCUAUCAGACACAUCUUCCAGGACAGUGACAAAAUCAAACAUUAGUGCUGUUAUUUUGCUGGUGGAGUUUUUUUCUAAUUGGCUAUUUAUGGGGUAAUUUUUCAGUUUUUCACUGGUAAAAUGGAAUGCUAUGUUUUUGGUUUUAAUUUUAAAGGUUAUGUAUAAUUAACAUCUUAUUUGGUAGUUUCACUGAUGCUUCCAUUGUAUUGCAAGUUAAGCUUUUUAUAAUUUUACAUGGUUUCUGGGUCAAGUCAUGCAAUGGAUGUGGGGGCUUUGUACAGUAUUUAAUUUAAAUACCACCGUAUCCAGACAGGGCAUGUGGGUUCCUGAUGUCAUUCACCCAGCUGUGAAACUGCCUUUGGACCACUAAAUGUCACCCUGUCGUAAGCAAGUGUUCUCUGCAGAUUUCCACAUAGCCACGAUAAGAGGCUUCUGAUUGUAUGACGCGUAUGAUUAUGGUUCUGAAGCACUUCGUUUUGCACUUUAAUCUCAAACAAAAAUAAGGCAGCUUUAGGAACUUGGGAAUAUACCUGUAACCUCCCUCUGAAAUGAAACCUGCCUUAUUCUUGUUUGUCCUACGCUGUGUGGAGAGCAAUGUGGACAGAACAUGGGAAUUCCACUAUGAUGUCAGAUGUCAAACUGGGAAUGUGUUUAGCUACUUUGUGAAUCGGUUCUCUGAAUGUCUCCCCCAGAAACGCCAAUUACUUCUCUACCUCUUCCCUUCACCCUGAAUUUCUACUUAGGCCACCAUGCAAACUUCAUAAUUAAGUACCCCAUCUAAACUUGCGUGAAAUACCUGUUUAGAAGUUGGUCUGUCAUAUGCAUUAAAUCCAGUUGUAUGAAAGCUGUUGUACUUUUAAUGAUUAUGUAUGAAGACUAAGAUGAUGCUGCUUUUCUGAAUGUAAGUAAAGGAAUGAAUGGCAUGCAAAUGAAUAUUUAUGGUUCUUAAAUAAAACUGAAUUUGCACAACUA